AUUAAUACAGUCGCUCCCGCGCGCUUUACCGUCAGCGUUUCGAUCGAACAUUACAGAGCUAUUUUCAGAUUGUUGGUGUCGUAAAUGAAACAUGAACGAUUGUCAAAGCGCAUCACCGUCGUCAGAUAUUCUAUCGGAUGGAAUGGAUACUCUUUCGAUACCAGAUAAAACAGGGUUAAGGAAAUCAAUUCCGAAGCAUAAUAAUUAUAAGGCUGGAUAUAUACCCGUUCAUGAGCAAGAUAUUCAAACGUCAAAUAUUAGAGGCAGGAAGACGUUUGCUUUUUGGACUCUGGUGUUUCUUUUGUUCAUUUUAGCUAUAGGAAACUUGAUUUUGACAGUUGUCAUUUUGGGAGUGUUACGUUUGGGUCAAGGGAUGCAAAGUUUAGAGUUAAUACCCGAAGAUUUUGUUCUGAAAUUUAUGGGAGAAACGGAUUUAGGAAAUAUCUAUAAACGCGACGGCAAAAUAGAAGGCUAUGCAAAUAUUCCGGUAGUAAUUGUUGCCGAUAAUGGAUCAGUUGUUGUCAACUUAGCAGUGAAAUAUGGGAGGUCAAUAAAUAAACUUAAAAUUGACCAAAAUGGAACAAUAGUGAGAAAUAUUGACGAAUUUGAGGUGAAAAACGCCGACGAUGACACGGUCUUCUCCACACACUCUAGAAAAUAUGUUAAAUACAAAAAUGUAACUAAUAUUAGUGCUAGUAUGGUGGAAACAAAUCGAGUUGUUAGUCCUAUAGGCAAAGAAUUAAUUCUAGGCGGUGAAAACAUUUAUUUUAAAGGAGCGGAAGGUACUAAUAUGGAAAGUAAAUCCUUAUCGUGGGAUGCCGAUCAAGAUAUUCGCUUUGAAUCUAGGUCUUUGUUAAUUAACAGUAGUGCUAUAUUAAUUGUUGACACAGUUUUAUCUAAGCACAAUGAAUUUAGCAAAGCUCAAUAUAAAGUUUGUAUUUGCAUGCCGCAGGGUAAACUCUUCAAGUUGCGAUUACCGAGCACAAACGCAAAAAUAUUUUGCGACCAAGUUGCUUCAAAUCCAUGCAUGUAAUGUUUGAUAAUGGUAACGGAUAAUAUUGAUUAACACCUAUUAAGUACUCUCAUUCCAAGUAGGCUUUUUUGCUAGGUAGAUUCAGUUUCAAAUAAAUUUGUCGUGUGAACAAUAAAUACAUAUUAAGUACUA
This is a messenger RNA of Photinus pyralis (common eastern firefly), 1165 nucleotides long. RefSeq names its product beta-sarcoglycan. NCBI's taxonomy places the organism in Eukaryota, Metazoa, Arthropoda, Insecta, Coleoptera, Lampyridae. Gene Ontology annotation, biological process: muscle organ development. Gene Ontology annotation, cellular component: sarcoglycan complex; sarcolemma. The coding region runs from base 92 to 1033 and encodes 313 amino acids. The record is from RefSeq and is a predicted model, not a curated record. The transcript has 2 exons.